CUUUCGUUUUGAUAGCCUUGCUGUUGCCUGCGAUUCACCGCCGUCCGUCCAACAAUUGACACCUGGUCAACUCGUCAACACCAGCGUGACCGCGAUACGAUACAAUACCAGCGCGACAGCCCCGCGCCAGACGUGCUGUGCUGUGUUCGACCUGAAUCCUCUCGCCCCAACGCUAUCAUCGUCACGCGAUCGAGCACACGACACCCUGGUAUUGCACCUACAAUACCGACAUAAUGUUUGGCUUCAUCGCGGACAUCCUCACCUCCAUCUUCUCCGUCCUUCUGCCCGUCUUCUUCUCCUACAAAGCCCUCCGUACCUCCGACCCAGGCCUGCUCUCACCAUGGCUCAUGUACUGGACCACGCUGUCCAUCUUCCUCGUCGUCGAAAACCAGUUCAACUUCAUCCUGUCCUGGAUCCCAUUCUACAGCUGGAUCCGACUCGGCGUGCAUCUCUAUCUCGUUGCGCCCGGCCAACAGGGCUGCGUUUUCAUCUACAGAGAGCACAUCCACCCAUUCUUGGAAGAGCAUGAGAGACAGAUUGAUCGCUUCAUCAGCGACUCGCACGCGAAGGCCAAGGCCGCUGGCUUGGACGCAGCUAAACAGGUUGUUGAGUAUGUGAAGGUUAACGUCAUGGGCAUGCAGCCUAGGCCGCCAACACCACCUCCCAGCCGGAACGUGAGCUACACCACGCAACUUUUCAAUCGCUUUGCCAUGCCAUCCGCGCGUCAAGGAUUGGCUGCAGCUGGCACAAGCGAUAUCUUUGGCCUAAUUGGGAAAGCUCUGCAACAAACCACGUAUGGAGAUGCGCAUACGACAGACACGCAAGCUCGCGAUCUGGCUGCUUCUGGCACUCUCAUUCCCCCAAAUCUGGCAGGCGAAGAGCGUGAGGACUUUGUCAAUACGCAACGCGAGAAUCUAAGAACCCUUCUUCGGGCCUUUGACACCGAAGCUAUGAACUCGGCAGAUGCUGCGGCUUCCGGAUCGCAGCCACGUUCUGCUACACCACGCCCGCCGACGAGCCGCAAAUCGUACCUUCAGGCUUUGGAGACCGACUAUAUGCAUCGAUCGCGAUCGGAAUCCGAGUUCGAGGAUCUAGGAUACGAGCCCAUGCCGGAUCCGGAUGCAUACCGCCCUCGCCCCGAUGAGGAGACACGCCGUCCACCUCCCUCUCGUGGGAGUACUGGUUGGUCGAAUUGGAUCUGGGGCAACUAUGGCGAAAAGGACAGCGUGGUUGAUCCUAAGAAGGAUAUGUAGAACAGAGCUCCCACAGAUCUGUCACGUAGAGCUUUUUUGCACUGAAUGAUGAAUUAUGAGUGUACGAUUGGGUUUUUGGCGUUGGAUUUGGGAGAUAGACACUGUCGCAUGCUGGGAAUGGAAUCGCUGCGCGCUGCGGGGACAGGUACCGUGGCCAAACAGCUCAGGAAGUAGACGAGCACUGUGCUCAGGCUCCACAGCAUACGGUACUUGCGACGAACAUGAAUGAGAAUUCUUGUCGCAUACC
Molecule: messenger RNA, 1500 nt
Organism: Pseudocercospora fijiensis CIRAD86
Lineage: Eukaryota; Fungi; Ascomycota; Dothideomycetes; Mycosphaerellales; Mycosphaerellaceae
Exons: 2
Coding region: 234-1253 (339 amino acids)
Source: RefSeq, a predicted model, not a curated record